AUGGCUGCCGUGGGAUUCUGCGGCUUAAAGCCAUUGCUGCUUCGUCGCAAAGCUAGUAUUUUAGAGGGACUGAAAGUGAUCAAAGGUGUUAGCACGCCCAAGAAAUCUUCAAAAGCUCAGAGCAAAGAAAAUGGAGGAGAUUCAAUAGAGUUAUCAUUUGUAGGAGCAGACCAAUUGAUUUUAAUGGUUGAGAUUCAUAAGAAGAUCAUGGCAUUCAGAGACAUCAUGGACUUAGCUCCAUGCAACAGCUCUGUAUCAUUGCGUGAGAUAGUUAUAAGAACCCUGCAUGAUUUACAAAAGUUGUAUCCAAAGAUCAUAAAUAAAACUCAAGUGUCAAAGAUUAAGAAGAAACAUAUUGAUCAGGCUAUGGCCUAUUUCUGUGAGGCUUUGAAGUCUCUUGGAGAGUCAUGGAUGUUGGACCAUGAUGACAUGAACAAGCUCAAUAUUGUAUUUCCAACAUGCAAAGAUAACAACAAUAUGCGUCAAUUGGGUGAAACUAUGGUGGUGACUCUAGAUAACUUGAUGAAGUUGGCAAGUGAAAGGUUUGACAUAGAAUAUGAACAAAAGAAAGAAUUCAGUCCAAUUCCAAGUUCAACUCCAAGGUCAAGUUCAUUUCGAAAACUUGCAAUGGAAUCCAGCUCGACCUCAAUUUCAGAGAGUAGCUUCUCUUGCUGCUCUUCACCUCUCACGCCUAGGUCUGUCCUACCUGAAUUGAUGAAAUACUCAUCAAGAACGGGUGAAAGUCCAAGAAGUUCUUGUGCGUCGCCACUUCUUUGGGCUCUUAGACUUCAAGCUGUUGGAAAGUUAAGUCCAAAUGAUAUUAAGAGUUUUCCUUCGAAUAUGUCACCAACACAUAUUGAAAAGAUAGAUGAGGAACCAAUAACUGAAAUGGAAGUGGAUGAUAAUAAGCCUAUAAAGAAUACAACGGAAGAUCUUGUGUUGGAUUUGGACACAAAUGAGGAUGAUCAUCAUAACAAAACAGUUAAAAAUGAUGAAGCUAUGGAAGAAGUGGAACUACCACUAUCUCCUAAACAACUUCAACCACAAUCUCCUAAACAACUUCAGCCACAAUCUCCUAAACCAAUGCCUGUUUCUUCAUCUUCUCCCCCACACCCUCCAUCACCAUCACCACCACCACCACCUUCUGCACCAUCUAUGAUACUGCCUAAUAAAAUAAUAUCACCACCAACACCACCUCCUCCACAACCGCCGCCUAUGUUGCAGCCAAAUGUUGCAGUACCACAACCUUUAGCUCCACCUCCACCUCUGCCAGAAGCAGCAAGGAUGCCAGCACCUCCACCGGCACCAACAACAGCUGCAGUUCCAGCACCUACACCGCCACCAACAACAGCUGCAGUUCCAGCACCUCUUCCACCUAUGAAAGGAGGAUCAUUUCCAGCACCUCCACCGCCUAUACCACAUGGUAAUGGAGGAGCACCGCCACCGCCUCCUCCUGGUGGAGCAGGAAAAACCUUGCGCGCCAAGGCAACUACUAAAUUGAAAAGGUCAAUGCAACUAGCCGCUUUGUAUAGAACUCUUAAAGGAAAAGUUGAAGGAUCUAGCUUAAAUGGAAAGUCAGCUGCUGCUGGGAAGAAAGGUGCUGUUGGAGGAGCAAGCAAUGGAGGGAAACAAGGAAUGGCUGAUGCUUUAGCAGAGAUGACUAAAAGAUCCUCCUACUUCAUCCAAAUAGAAGAAGAUGUUCAAAAGUACACAAAACAAAUCAUAGAGUUGCGACCUAAAAUUACUAAUUUCAAGACAAAUAACAUGACUGAAUUAAGCAAUUUCCACAAAGAUGUUGAAUCCAUCCUCGAGAAUCUAACUGAUGAAUCACAGGUGCUAUCGCGAUUCGAAGGCUUCCCUACAAAGAAAUUGGAAGCUGUUAGAAUGGCAGCAUCAUUGUACAAAAAGCUUGAUUUAAUCCGUACUGAACUUCAAAAUUGGAAGGUAGAGACUCCUAUAGAUCAGUUCCUAGACAAGGUUGAACGUUAUUUCAACAAGAUUAAAACAGAAUUAGAUGCUAUAGAAAGAACCAAAGAUGAUGAAUCUAAAAAGUUUAAGAGUCACAACAUUGAAUUUGACUUCCACGUUCUUAUUAAGAUCAAGGAAGCAAUGGUGGAUGUUUCCUCCACCUGCAUGGAGUUAGUACUUAAGGAGAAGCGUGAGAGCAAUGCUCCAAAAAAGGAAUGUGCAAAAAUGCUUUGGAGGGCAUUCCAAUUUGUAUUCCGUGUCUACACAUUUGCUGGCGGACAUGAUGAUCGUGCUGACAAGUUAACAAGAGAACUAGCAAAGGAAAUUGAAAGUGGCCCUAUCCAUAAAUAA
Vicia faba (fava bean) is the source of this 2319-nucleotide messenger RNA. The record is from the annotation of a GenBank genome assembly. NCBI's taxonomy places the organism in Eukaryota, Viridiplantae, Streptophyta, Magnoliopsida, Fabales, Fabaceae.